AUGACUCCUAUUCAGCAUUCCUUACAACUGCUCGGGCUGUUUCAUUUUAGGUAUCUGCAAACUGAAAAUCAUGGGUCAGUACGUCUUGAAACCUCUUCGGCUAAAACAUUAAUGGAUAUUGGAACUCGGAGGAUCUUCUCAUCCGAUCAUGAUAUCUUCAGGGAAAGUGUGAGGAAGUUCUUCCAGGAAGCAGUGGUUCCUUUUCAUGCAGAAUGGGAGAAGGCUGGCCAGGUGAGCAGGGAGCUCUGGGAAAAAGCUGGACAACAGGGACUGCUGGGUGUCAACAUAUCAGAAAAGCAUGGUGGAAUUGGAGGGGAUCUACUCUCUUCAGCAGUGGUCUGGGAGGAGCAGAUGUAUGUUAACUGUACUGGCCCAGGAUUCAGCCUUCAUUCAGAUAUCGUCAUGCCUUACAUUGCAAACUAUGGCUCUAAAGAGCAGAUUGAGCGGUUUAUCCCUGAAAUGUCUGCAGGCAAAUGUAUUGGUGCUAUAGCCAUGACAGAACCGGGGGCUGGCAGUGAUUUGCAAGGCAUACGGACAUACGCAAAAAAGGAAGGAAGUGAUUGGAUUCUCAAUGGAAGUAAGGUAUUCAUCACUAAUGGCUGGAUGACUGAUUUAGUGAUUGUGGUUGCUGUUACAAACCGUGAAGCCCGCUCCCCUGCCCAUGGGAUCAGCCUUUUUCUGGUGGAGAAUGGAAUGAAAGGAUUCAUCAAAGGACGCAAGCUAGACAAAAUAGGCCUGAAAGCACAGGACACAGCAGAGUUGUUUUUUGAAGAUGUACGUUUGCCAGCCAGUGCCUUGCUUGGACAAGAGAACAAAGGGUUCUACUAUUUGAUGAGAGAGCUCCCUCAGGAAAGGCUGUUGAUUGCUGAUAUGGCACUUGCAAGCUGUGAAUUCAUGUUUGAAGAAACAAGGAAUUAUGUUAAACAAAGAAAAGCCUUUGGGAAAACAAUUGCACAUUUACAGACUGUGCAACACAAGUUAGCAGAACUGAAAACUCAGAUUUGCGUGGGCAGGACAUUUUUGGACAGCUGUCUACAGCUGCACCAGGAGAAAUGUCUGGACUCCUCCACAGCUUCCAUGGCAAAAUACUGGGCUUCUGAUCUCCAAAACAGCGUGGCUACUCAGUGUGUACAACUCCAUGGAGGAUGGGGGUACAUGUGGGAGUAUCCAAUUGCAAAAGCUUUUGUGGAUUCUCGUGUCCAGCCAAUCUAUGGUGGAACUAAUGAAAUAAUGAAAGAGCUUAUUGCUAGAGAUAUUGUGACUGACAAGUAGACAUCUGGCUACACUGAAGACUGUCACAAAUAAUAUGAUAUUAAAUCAGUCAUCAGAAUGCAAGUAGAAGAAAGAUGUAAUGUGUUUUACUGUGGGAAAGGAAACAUGGUUUGUACCUGUGGUGUCUAAUGUUAAAUGAAGAUUAUUAAUUUGUAAUGCUUUCUUUCCUGUUGGGAAACAUUUGGAUUGUACUCUGGACAAAUUCACAAAAGUUUUAGAGGUAAGAAGAUCUGUUUAUAUGUAAUGGUAGUGAAAAGCUAUGAGCACCGUGGAAUGUUACAAUUAACUUGAAAUCUUUGAAACAAUGUCAUAUGAAAUCCAGUCCUAACUGGUCAGAAUUAAAGACAAUCAAAUUGUCAAAGAAUCCACUUUCUUCCUAGAAAGUAAACAGCUGGGGUGUUUUUAAAAAAAAAAAAAAAAAAAAAAAAA
Molecule: messenger RNA, 1701 nt
Organism: Pelodiscus sinensis (Chinese soft-shelled turtle)
Lineage: Eukaryota; Metazoa; Chordata; Testudines; Trionychidae
Source: RefSeq, a predicted model, not a curated record